Messenger RNA from Micropterus salmoides (largemouth bass), 15489 nucleotides. RefSeq names its product zonadhesin, like (gene zanl). The record is from RefSeq and is a predicted model, not a curated record. Gene Ontology annotation, molecular function: protein binding. Gene Ontology annotation, cellular component: extracellular matrix; membrane. NCBI's taxonomy places the organism in Eukaryota, Metazoa, Chordata, Actinopteri, Centrarchiformes, Centrarchidae.
AUGACGACUCUAGAGACUGAGAUAGUGGAACUUUUAGGCUUGAUUGAGUCCACAGGAAAUCGAGAGCAUUUUGAAGCCCUCAAAUCUAAAAAAGCUUUGUUAGCAGACCUGCUGGGCACCAAAGCCCAGGGAGCACUGGUUCGUUCACGUUUCCAGAGCAUCAACCAGAUGGACGCUCCGUCCAAGUUUUUCUUUGGCUUAGAAAAGACAAAUGGGCAGAGCAGGUACAUCCACACACUACAGUCAGCUGAUGGGGAAGAACUCACGGAGCCUCAUGAGAUCCGGAGACGGGUGGUGCAGUUUUACUCUGAGCUGUAUAAAGCGCAGCAUGUGGAGCAUGAACAACUGUUUGAGUGUUUCAGUGAAGGCCUGCCCAGAAUCUCUGGAGAUGACCAUCCUGAGCUGGAGGAGCCUCUGGUUUUGGAAGAGCUGCAUGCUGCCCUGCAGGGGAUGGAUGGAGGGAAGGCCCCAGGUAUUGACGGUCUUCCUGUCGAGUUCUACAAGACCUUCUGGAAAGAGCUUGGUCAGGACUUGUUAGAUGUGUUCAAUGAAAGUUUUGAAAAUCAGACCCUGCCUCUGAGCUGCAGGAGAGCUGUAAUAACUCUGCUGCCGAAGAAAGGAGACCUCCAGGACGUCAGAAACUGGCGCCCAGUCUCCCUCCUCUGUUCGGACUACAAGAUCUUGUCCAAGGCUCUAGCUAACCGGUUGAAGCAGGUGAUGGAGGAAAUCAUUCACCUGGAUCAGUCGUACUGUGUGCCUGCUGUAGUGCUGACCUCCUGUGACUUUAACCAGGACAGUGACCCGUUCUGCAGGUUCAGUCAGGACAACACAGACAACUCUGACUGGACUAGACACAGAGGUCCUACCCCAACAUCUGGAACUGGCCCAAGUGGAGACUAUCCUAAUGGAACGGGCUUCUAUAUCUACCACGAGUGUGACAAUGUAUCUAAUGGACAGAAAGCUCGCCUUCUGAGCCCUGCCCUCUCGUCAUCAGCCUCUGAGAUCUGUGUUCAGUUUCGAUACUACAUGUACGGCUCAGACAAUCAAAAUGUGUUGAGGGUUCUGGCCAGGAGGCCCAGCGAUGAGAAGGAAGUCUGGAAGAAGACAGGUAUCCAGAGUCCGUCCUGGCUGAAAGGCUCUGUCACCGUGUCCACCACAAGCAGUCAGAACGUCAUUAUUGUGUUUGAGGCUCAGAGAGGCUCCACUUCUUCCUGUGACUCUGCUCUGGAUAACAUUGAAAUUACUGAAGGAGCAUGCCCUUCUUGUGUUUCUGGUUGCGAUUUUGACACUAUGGGUGACCUCUGUGGAUGGAUGACUCAAACUGGAAAUCCUGAUGUGUUUGGCUUUGAUCAGUGGAUUGGACCAACGGACACCGACGGCACCGGACCUGAUGAUGACUUCUCCAAACCUGGAUUGGGUGCAUACAUGUUGUUGGAUUCUUCUGAUGCUGUCCCUGGAGUCAAGGCUCAGAUCAGAAGUCCUCUUAUAACGCCUUCCUCUGGAUGUCUGGAGCUCGCCUUUCACUACUACCUUUUCGGCACCAGUACCACUAUGGAUCUCAGCGUUUACACCAUCACCACAGGGGGAAGCCUUGGACCUGCUCUCUUCACUGUCAGAGGGAACCAGGGUCAAGUGUGGAAGCCUGCCAAGGUCCACUACCUGGGAACUGCUGCAAUUCAGUUUGUGAUUGAGGGUACCUAUGGAGAAACUCCUCAGACAGAUAUUGCUGUUGAUGCUGUGUGUGUCAUGGCCUGCAAAGCUCAGCCAACAACUCCUCUGCCACCUGUAACAACUCCAAGACCAACCUCGGCUAAACCAACAACUCUGGGACCAACUACACCAGGCCCCUCUACACCUAAACCAACUACUCCCAGUCCAUCAACACCUAAACCAACAACCCCUAUUCCACCAACAUCUAAACCAACAACUUUGGGACCAACUACACCGGGCCCAUCUACACCUAAACCAACAACUCCUGGUCCAUCAACACCUAAACCAGCAACUCCUGGUCCAUCAACACCUAAACCAACAACUCCUGGUCCAUCAACACCUAAACCAGCAACUCCUGGUCCAUCAACACCUAAACCAGCAACUCCUGGUCCAUCAACACCUAAACCAACAACUCCUGGUCCAUCAACACCUAAACCAACAACACCCAGCCCAUCUACACCUAAACCAACAACUCCUGGACCAACUACACCUAAACCAACAACACCCAGCCCAUCUACACCAAAACCAACAACUCCUGGACCAACUACACCUAAACCAACAACACCCAGCCCAUCUACACCAAAACCAACAACUCCUGGACCAACUACACCUAAACCAACAAGUCCUGGACCAACAACACCAAAACCAUCAACUCCUAGACCAACUACACCUAAACCAACAACUCAUGGACCAACAACAGCCAAGCCACCAAAACCAUGUCCUCCUGAUGCAGAGUAUAUAGAUUGUGGUCCAGCCUGUAUCCCUACUUGUAUGGAGCCCUCCACCAACUGUUCUGGAUCCUGUAUCAGUGGCUGCUUUUGUAAACCAGGGUUUGUCUUCAAGGGACGACGCUGUAUGCCACUUGAGAAAUGUGGCUGUCUGGAUGGCCAGAAUAACUAUUAUGAGCCUGGCGAGAUUGUAUUUGGUGAUGGCUGCUCAAAGCUGUGCCGCUGUGUAGGGAACUACACUUUGGAAUGUAUUGAUAACUCCUGUGACCCCACUGAAGAGUGCCGCGAGGUUAAUGGUGUUGCAGGCUGCUAUCCUAAAGGUACAUCCACAUGCAUAGUGUCUAGUGAUCCCCACUACACCACCUUUGACAAACGCCAGUACAACUUUAUGGGCAACUGCAGCUAUUUGAUGUCUAAACCGUGCAAUGAAACAUCUCUGCCAUACUUUGAGGUCCACGCUGACAAUGAAAAUCGCUACAACAAUCCCUCCAUCUCCUAUGUGAAGGCUGUACAUGUAUAUGUCCACAUGGUGAAGAUCUCCAUCCUCAAAGGUGGCACUGUACAAGUUAAUGGGACCAACGUAAACCUUCCAGUGACUCCGGCCCCUGGUGUCUCUGUGUUCAAGUCAGGAAAGCACCACACUGUGUCCAUGAACUUUGGUGUGACUGUGCGCUAUGAUGGAAACCACUUUAUGGACAUCAAAAUGAUCAAAGACUAUCAGAAGAAGCUUUGUGGACUGUGUGGAGAUUACAAUAAAGAUGCCAAAGAUGAUUUCCGUAAACCAGAUGGAUUGUUAACCAACAAUGCCAAUGACUUUGGAAACAGCUGGAACACUGAUCCAGAGUGUAAUAAGAAACCCAACACCACCAUCCCUGAGUGUAAUGAAGAAAAGCAGGAACUGUAUGAGAGCUCUGGAUACUGCGGCAUCCUGCUGGACAAAAAGGGUCCCUUCGCUGUCUGCCACCCAAAAGUCAACCCCAAUAAUUACUUCAGGGACUGUGUCUUUGACCUGUGUGAGUUGGGUGGAGCCAAGCCCAUUCUGUGUGAAGCCAUCGAAGCCUACGUCAAUGAAUGCCAGGACCGUGGGGUCAACAUUGGACCUUGGAGGAAUGAAACCUUCUGCCCGCUGAGCUGCCCCCCCAACAGCCACUACGAGCCUUGUGCAGACCCCUGUCAAGAGACAUGUUCUGGGAAACCUCCCUCCUGCGGUGGGCCCUGCUCGGAGGCCUGUGUGUGUAAUCCUGGCUACAUCCUGAGUGCCGGCAAGUGCGUCAAGAAGAGUUUGUGUGGUUGCAAACACACCAACGGCCAGUACUAUGAGCCUGGACAGGAGUUUUAUGUUGAGGACUGUAAGCUGAAGUGUAGGUGUGAUGUUCCCUUCGUCACCUGUGUGGCCUCUGAAUGUGACCCAAUGCACGAGUGUAAACUCCAGGAUGGAAUACUGGGCUGCCAUCCCACCAGCUCUCAGGACUGUGUGGUGUCUGGAGAUCCGCACUACAACACAUUUGACAAGAAAUUCUACAGCUUCAUGGGAACAUGUACCUACACACUUGCCAGAAACUGCAAGAACAGCACAGGUCCCUGGUUCUCAGUGGAGGGGAAGAAUGAAGAAAGAGGAGUGUCAGGUGUGUCCUACCUGAGGAAACUCUACGUCACAGUGAAUGGAAUCACUGUGAUUCUGAUGAAGGCCAGGAAGACACUGGUGAACGGACUGCGGGUGGCCCUCCCUCACUCCCCCUCUCCUCUCAUCUCUCUCAGUCUGGCCGGUCAGUAUAUUACCCUGCAGACGCCCUUUGGCCUCCAGGUGCGCUGGGAUGGAAACCAUUAUGCCCGAAUCUCAGUUCCCAGCUCCUACUACAACCAGACGUGUGGUCUCUGUGGUGACUAUGACGGGAACCCAGACAAUGACUUCACCAAACCAGAUGGCACUCUGGUAGGAAAUGUCAAUAACUUCGGGAACAGCUGGCAGACAGAAGAGGAUGAGGAUGACACGUGUACCCCAGGCACCAAGCCUGACCCAGACUGUGACCCCAAACUUGAGGCUGAGGUGGUGAAGCCAGACAAAUGCGGCAAAAUCAAGGACCCUGCUGGACCCUUCAGGGAGUGUAUCAGUGUGGUGAAUCCUGCUCCAUUCUUCCAGAGCUGUGUGUAUGACAUGUGUCAGUUCAAUGGCCAACAACAUGUACUGUGUGACCAGCUCCAGGCUUACACUGAUGCCUGCCAAAGUGCCGGAGCCAAAGUUCACCAGUGGAGGACUCCAUACUUCUGCCCCCUGGCCUGUCCUCCCAACAGCUCCUACUCUCUGUGUGUGAGUUCGUGUCCAGAGACGUGUCUGGGUGUGGUUGGACCGCCCGGCUGUCAGGAUGUGUGUGUGGAGGGUUGUGAGUGUAAUCCAGGCUUCAUCCUCAGCAACGACAAGUGUGUGGCCCUGAAAGACUGUGGCUGUGUGGACACCAGUGGAUCCUAUCACCCUAUGGGUGAUGACUGGUACUUGGAGGGUUGUGAGCAGAAAUGUGUGUGUCACAGUGGAGGUUUGAUCCAGUGUCACAACAGCAGCUGUAAACCAGCCACUGAGAGCUGCCAGCUACAAGAUGGAGAAUAUGAAUGUCACCCUCUGGAACCAUGUCCUCCUGAUGCAGAGUAUAUAGAUUGUGGUCCAGCCUGUAUCCCCACUUGUAUGGAGCCCUCCACCAACUGUUCUGGAUCCUGUAUCAGUGGCUGCUUUUGUAAACCAGGGUUUGUCUUCAAGGGACGACGCUGUAUGCCACUUGAGAAAUGUGGCUGUCUGGAUGGCCAGAAUAACUAUUAUGAGCCUGGCGAGAUUGUAUUUGGUGAUGGCUGCUCAAAGCUGUGCCGCUGUGUAGGGAACUACACUUUGGAAUGUAUUGAUAACUCCUGUGACCCCACUGAAGAGUGCCGUGAGGUUAAUGGUGUUGCAGGCUGCUAUCCUAAAGGUACAUCCACAUGCAUAGUGUCUAGUGAUCCCCACUACACCACCUUUGACAAACGCCAGUACAACUUUAUGGGCAACUGCAGCUAUUUGAUGUCUAAACCGUGCAAUGAAACAUCUCUGCCAUACUUUGAGGUCCACGCUGACAAUGAAAAUCGCUACAACAAUCCCUCCAUCUCCUAUGUGAAGGCUGUACAUGUAUAUGUUCACAUGGUGAAGAUCUCCAUCCUCAAAGGUGGCACUGUACAAGUUAAUGGGACCAACGUAAACCUUCCAGUGACUCCGGCCCCUGGUGUCUCUGUGUUCAAGUCAGGAAAGCACCACACUGUGUCCAUGAACUUUGGUGUGACUGUGCGCUAUGAUGGAAACCACUUUAUGGACAUCAAAAUGAUCAAAGACUAUCAGAAGAAGCUUUGUGGACUGUGUGGAGAUUACAAUAAAGAUGCCAAAGAUGAUUUCCGUAAACCAGAUGGAUUGUUAACCAACAAUGCCAAUGACUUUGGAAACAGCUGGAACACUGAUCCAGAGUGUAAUAAGAAACCCAACACCACCAUCCCUGAGUGUAAUGAAGAAAAGCAGGAACUGUAUGAGAGCUCUGGAUACUGCGGCAUCCUGCUGGACAAAAAGGGUCCCUUCGCUGUCUGCCACCCAAAAGUCAACCCCAAUAAUUACUUCAGGGACUGUGUCUUUGACCUGUGUGAGUUGGGUGGAGCCAAGCCCAUUCUGUGUGAAGCCAUCGAAGCCUACGUCAAUGAAUGCCAGGACCGUGGGGUCAACAUUGGACCUUGGAGGAAUGAAACCUUCUGCCCGCUGAGCUGCCCCCCCAACAGCCACUACGAGCCUUGUGCAGACCCCUGUCAAGAGACAUGUUCUGGGAAACCUCCCUCCUGCGGUGGGCCCUGCUCGGAGGCCUGUGUGUGUAAUCCUGGCUACAUCCUGAGUGCCGGCAAGUGCGUCAAGAAGAGUUUGUGUGGUUGCAAACACACCAACGGCCAGUACUAUGAGCCUGGACAGGAGUUUUAUGUUGAGGACUGUAAGCUGAAGUGUAGGUGUGAUGUUCCCUUCGUCACCUGUGUGGCCUCUGAAUGUGACCCAAUGCACGAGUGUAAACUCCAGGAUGGAAUACUGGGCUGCCAUCCCACCAGCUCUCAGGACUGUGUGGUGUCUGGAGAUCCGCACUACAACACAUUUGACAAGAAAUUCUACAGCUUCAUGGGAACAUGUACCUACACACUUGCCAGAAACUGCAAGAACAGCACAGGUCCCUGGUUCUCAGUGGAGGGGAAGAAUGAAGAAAGAGGAGUGUCAGGUGUGUCCUACCUGAGGAAACUCUACGUCACAGUGAAUGGAAUCACUGUGAUUCUGAUGAAGGCCAGGAAGACACUGGUGAACGGACUGCGGGUGGCCCUCCCUCACUCCCCCUCUCCUCUCAUCUCUCUCAGUCUGGCCGGUCAGUAUAUUACCCUGCAGACGCCCUUUGGCCUCCAGGUGCGCUGGGAUGGAAACCAUUAUGCCCGAAUCUCAGUUCCCAGCUCCUACUACAACCAGACGUGUGGUCUCUGUGGUGACUAUGACGGGAACCCAGACAAUGACUUCACCAAACCAGAUGGCACUCUGGUAGAAAAUGUCAAUAACUUCGGGAACAGCUGGCAGACAGAAGAGGAUGAGGAUGACACGUGUACCCCAGGCACCAAGCCUGACCCAGACUGUGACCCCAAACUUGAGGCUGAGGUGGUGAAGCCAGACAAAUGCGGCAAAAUCAAGGACCCUGCUGGACCCUUCAGGGAGUGUAUCAGUGUGGUGAAUCCUGCUCCAUUCUUCCAGAGCUGUGUGUAUGACAUGUGUCAGUUCAAUGGCCAACAACAUGUACUGUGUGACCAGCUCCAGGCUUACACUGAUGCCUGCCAAAGUGCCGGAGCCAAAGUUCACCAGUGGAGGACUCCAUACUUCUGCCCCCUGGCCUGUCCUCCCAACAGCUCCUACUCUCUGUGUGUGAGUUCGUGUCCAGAGACGUGUCUGGGUGUGGUUGGACCGCCCGGCUGUCAGGAUGUGUGUGUGGAGGGUUGUGAGUGUAAUCCAGGCUUCAUCCUCAGCAACGACAAGUGUGUGGCCCUGAAAGACUGUGGCUGUGUGGACACCAGUGGAUCCUAUCACCCUAUGGGUGAUGACUGGUACUUGGAGGGUUGUGAGCAGAAAUGUGUGUGUCACAGUGGAGGUUUGAUCCAGUGUCACAACAGCAGCUGUAAACCAGCCACUGAGAGCUGCCAGCUACAAGAUGGAGAAUAUGAAUGUCACCCUCUGGGAAAUGGUAUGUGCUCAGUAUCUGGUGAUCCACAUUACAUCACCUUUGACAAACACGCCCACCAUUACAUGGGAGCCUGCUCCUACACCCUGACCAAAUCCUGCAACAUCUCAUCCGGUGUGCCACACUUCACUGUGGACACCCAGAAUGAGCAAAGAGGAAGCAAUAAGAUGGUUUCCUACGUCAGGGCUGUGGUGAUCAAUGUGAACGGUGUGACUGUCAUCCUCGGCAAGGGCCGCACAGUCCAGGUCAAUGGGACAGUGGUUGUCCCACCUGUCACCUCCAUCAGUGGAGUUAAGAUCUACUUGAGUGGCAAGUUUGUUGUCCUGGAAACGUCCUUCGGCCUGAGGGUGCGAUUUGAUGGUGACCACCACGCUGACGUCACUGUGCCCACCUCCUACAAUGGUCUGCUCUGUGGCAUGUGUGGAAACUUCAAUGGAAACCCCAAAGAUGACAACUUGAAACCAGACAAUACACCAGCUGCUAACACCAAUGAACUGGGGGGCAGCUGGCAGGUUCCUGACCCCCGGCCAGACUGUAGCAAUGAUGGAGGACAGGAAGACUGUAAUAAAGAGGUGGAGGAGGAGGCCAAGAAGCCCACCAGCUGCGGCAUGAUCACUGAUCCCAAUGGUAUCUUUAAGCCCUGUCACUCUGUCGUGCCCCCUGAGCCAUACUUUGGAAGCUGUGUGUACGACAUGUGUGCCACUGGAGGUCAGAUUGUGGCUUUGUGCCAGGCCAUAGAAAGCUAUGCUGACAUGUGUGCUGCUGCAGGAGUCCCCAUCGCAUGGAGGAACAAUACCUUCUGUCCUCUGAAGUGCCCUACAGGCAGUCAUUACAACUCAUGCAGCACUGCCUGCCCCCAGCCCAGCUGUCAGGACCCUACGGGCCCCGGUGGCUCUUGCAACCAGCCCUGUGUAGAGGGAUGCUUCUGUAACCCCGGCCUCGUCCUCAGCGGAGACAAAUGUGUCCCACUCAGCGAGUGUGGAUGUACUGAUGGAGAUGGAAAGUACAGGCCGGUAGGAGACGCUUGGUUCACAGAGAUGGAUUGCUCAGAGCGCUGCAAGUGUAACGGUAACCAUAACAUCACCUGUGAGCCCUGGCAGUGCAGCCCAGCGCAGGAGUGUAAAGUUGUUGGAGGAGUACUGGACUGCCACUCCAAAGAACCAUGUCCUCCUGAUGCAGAGUAUAUAGAUUGUGGUCCAGCCUGUAUCCCCACUUGUAUGGAGCCCUCCACCAACUGUUCUGGAUCCUGUAUCAGUGGCUGCUUUUGUAAACCAGGGUUUGUCUUCAAGGGACGACGCUGUAUGCCACUUGAGAAAUGUGGCUGUCUGGAUGGCCAGAAUAACUAUUAUGAGCCUGGCGAGAUUGUAUUUGGUGAUGGCUGCUCAAAGCUGUGCCGCUGUGUAGGGAACUACACUUUGGAAUGUAUUGAUAACUCCUGUGACCCCACUGAAGAGUGCCGCGAGGUUAAUGGUGUUGCAGGCUGCUAUCCUAAAGGUACAUCCACAUGCAUAGUGUCUAGUGAUCCCCACUACACCACCUUUGACAAACGCCAGUACAACUUUAUGGGCAACUGCAGCUAUUUGAUGUCUAAACCGUGCAAUGAAACAUCUCUGCCAUACUUUGAGGUCCACGCUGACAAUGAAAACCGCUACAACAAUCCCUCCAUCUCCUAUGUGAAGGCUGUACAUGUAUAUGUCCACAUGGUGAAGAUCUCCAUCCUCAAAGGUGGCACUGUACAAGUUAAUGGGACCAACGUAAACCUUCCAGUGACUCCGGCCCCUGGUGUCUCUGUGUUCAAGUCAGGAAAGCACCACACUGUGUCCAUGAACUUUGGUGUGACUGUGCGCUAUGAUGGAAACCACUUUAUGGACAUCAAAAUGAUCAAAGACUAUCAGAAGAAGCUUUGUGGACUGUGUGGAGAUUACAAUAAAGAUGCCAAAGAUGAUUUCCGUAAACCAGAUGGAUUGUUAACCAACAAUGCCAAUGACUUUGGAAACAGCUGGAACACUGAUCCAGAGUGUAAUAAGAAACCCAACACCACCAUCCCUGAGUGUAAUGAAGAAAAGCAGGAACUGUAUGAGAGCUCUGGAUACUGCGGCAUCCUGCUGGACAAAAAGGGUCCCUUCGCUGUCUGCCACCCAAAAGUCAACCCCAAUAAUUACUUCAGGGACUGUGUCUUUGACCUGUGUGAGUUGGGUGGAGCCAAGCCCAUUCUGUGUGAAGCCAUCGAAGCCUACGUCAAUGAAUGCCAGGACCGUGGGGUCAACAUUGGACCUUGGAGGAAUGAAACCUUCUGCCCGCUGAGCUGCCCCCCCAACAGCCACUACGAGCCUUGUGCAGACCCCUGUCAAGAGACAUGUUCUGGGAAACCUCCCUCCUGCGGUGGGCCCUGCUCGGAGGCCUGUGUGUGUAAUCCUGGCUACAUCCUGAGUGCCGGCAAGUGCGUCAAGAAGAGUUUGUGUGGUUGCAAACACACCAACGGCCAGUACUAUGAGCCUGGACAGGAGUUUUAUGUUGAGGACUGUAAGCUGAAGUGUAGGUGUGAUGUUCCCUUCGUCACCUGUGUGGCCUCUGAAUGUGACCCAAUGCACGAGUGUAAACUCCAGGAUGGAAUACUGGGCUGCCAUCCCACCAGCUCUCAGGACUGUGUGGUGUCUGGAGAUCCGCACUACAACACAUUUGACAAGAAAUUCUACAGCUUCAUGGGAACAUGUACCUACACACUUGCCAGAAACUGCAAGAACAGCACAGGUCCCUGGUUCUCAGUGGAGGGGAAGAAUGAAGAAAGAGGAGUGUCAGGUGUGUCCUACCUGAGGAAACUCUACGUCACAGUGAAUGGAAUCACUGUGAUUCUGAUGAAGGCCAGGAAGACACUGGUGAACGGACUGCGGGUGGCCCUCCCUCACUCCCCCUCUCCUCUCAUCUCUCUCAGUCUGGCCGGUCAGUAUAUUACCCUGCAGACGCCCUUUGGCCUCCAGGUGCGCUGGGAUGGAAACCAUUAUGCCCGAAUCUCAGUUCCCAGCUCCUACUACAACCAGACGUGUGGUCUCUGUGGUGACUAUGACGGGAACCCAGACAAUGACUUCACCAAACCAGAUGGCACUCUGGUAGGAAAUGUCAAUAACUUCGGGAACAGCUGGCAGACAGAAGAGGAUGAGGAUGACACGUGUACCCCAGGCGCCAAGCCUGACCCAGACUGUGACCCCAAACUUGAGGCUGAGGUGGUGAAGCCAGACAAAUGCGGCAAAAUCAAGGACCCUGCUGGACCCUUCAGGGAGUGUAUCAGUGUGGUGAAUCCUGCUCCAUUCUUCCAGAGCUGUGUGUAUGACAUGUGUCAGUUCAAUGGCCAACAACAUGUACUGUGUGACCAGCUCCAGGCUUACACUGAUGCCUGCCAAAGUGCCGGAGCCAAAGUUCACCAGUGGAGGACUCCAUACUUCUGCCCCCUGGCCUGUCCUCCCAACAGCUCCUACUCUCUGUGUGUGAGUUCGUGUCCAGAGACGUGUCUGGGUGUGGUUGGACCGCCCGGCUGUCAGGAGUGUGUGGAGGGUUGUGAGUGUAAUCCAGGCUUCAUCCUCAGCAACGACAAGUGUGUGGCCCUGAAAGACUGUGGCUGUGUGGACACCAGUGGAUCCUAUCACCCUAUGGGUGAUGACUGGUACUUGGAGGGUUGUGAGCAGAAAUGUGUGUGUCACAGUGGAGGUUUGAUCCAGUGUCACAACAGCAGCUGUAAACCAGCCACUGAGAGCUGCCAGCUACAAGAUGGAGAAUAUGAAUGUCACCCUCUGGGAAAUGGUAUGUGCUCAGUAUCUGGUGAUCCACAUUACAUCACCUUUGACAAACACGCCCACCAUUACAUGGGAGCCUGCUCCUACACCCUGACCAAAUCCUGCAACAUCUCAUCCGGUGUGCCACACUUCACUGUGGACACCCAGAAUGAGCAAAGAGGAAGCAAUAAGAUGGUUUCCUACGUCAGGGCUGUGGUGAUCAAUGUGAACGGUGUGACUGUCAUCCUCGGCAAGGGCCGCACAGUCCAGGUCAAUGGGACAGUGGUUGUCCCACCUGUCACCUCCAUCAGUGGAGUUAAGAUCUACUUGAGUGGCAAGUUUGUUGUCCUGGAAACGUCCUUCGGCCUGAGGGUGCGAUUUGAUGGUGACCACCACGCUGACGUCACUGUGCCCACCUCCUACAAUGGUCUGCUCUGUGGCAUGUGUGGAAACUUCAAUGGAAACCCCAAAGAUGACAACUUGAAACCAGACAAUACACCAGCUGCUAACACCAAUGAACUGGGGGGCAGCUGGCAGGUUCCUGACCCCCGGCCAGACUGUAGCAAUGAUGGAGGACAGGAAGACUGUAAUAAAGAGGUGGAGGAGGAGGCCAAGAAGCCCACCAGCUGCGGCAUGAUCACUGAUCCCAAUGGUAUCUUUAAGCCCUGUCACUCUGUCGUGCCCCCUGAGCCAUACUUUGGAAGCUGUGUGUACGACAUGUGUGCCACUGGAGGUCAGAUUGUGGCUUUGUGCCAGGCCAUAGAAAGCUAUGCUGACAUGUGUGCUGCUGCAGGAGUCCCCAUCGCAUGGAGGAACAAUACCUUCUGUCCUCUGAAGUGCCCUACAGGCAGUCAUUACAACUCAUGCAGCACUGCCUGCCCCCAGCCCAGCUGUCAGGACCCUACGGGCCCCGGUGGCUCUUGCAACCAGCCCUGUGUAGAGGGAUGCUUCUGUAACCCCGGCCUCGUCCUCAGCGGAGACAAAUGUGUCCCACUCAGCGAGUGUGGAUGUACUGAUGGAGAUGGAAAGUACAGGCCGGUAGGAGACGCUUGGUUCACAGAGAUGGAUUGCUCAGAGCGCUGCAAGUGUAACGGUAACCAUAACAUCACCUGUGAGCCCUGGCAGUGCAGCCCAGCGCAGGAGUGUAAAGUUGUUGGAGGAGUACUGGACUGCCACUCCAAAGGUAAAGGGGUGUGUCACGUGGCUGGAGAUCCUCACUACUACACCUUUGAUGGUGUGAUGCACACGUUCAUGGGCACCUGCACUUACAUUCUGGCGGAGGUGUGUAACACCACCAACGUAACUCCCUUCAAGAUAGUGGCUAAAAACGAGGAGCGUGGUCAACCAGAGGCCUCUUAUGUUCGCUCUGUCAAAGUCUACCUGCCUCAUGACACUGUGGUUGAGCUGCAAAAGAGCCACAGAGUUCUGCUGAAUGGACGACGGGUGAGAACCCCAGUUUCCAUUGAUUUGGCUGGUGCCAAGGUGAUAGCCAGUGGAUCAUACAAUCUGCUGGACACAAACUUUGGUUUGCAAGUGAAGUUUGAUGGAGUCCAUCACCUGGAGAUCACUGUUCCUGGAGAAUACUUCAACAAGCUGUGUGGCAUGUGUGGAAACUACAAUCACAACUCCUCUGAUGACAACCUGAUGUCCAACAAGAAACCAACUAAUGAUGUGAUUGAACUGGGCAACAGCUGGAAGUCAGAUGGAGACAGUGAUGCUGGCUGUCAGCCAGACACUCGUCCAGAUGUCCGACCUAACUGCACCGCAGAAGAAGAGAAGACAUACGAGGCUCAGUGUGCCGAGGUCAUCCUGUCUGACAGAUUCAAGCCCUGCCAUUCUCUGGUGCCCCCAAAGGCUUUCCUUGGUAACUGUAUCUAUGACAUGUGUGAGUAUGAUGGCAUGAAGGCAACGCUCUGUGACAACGUGGAGGCAUAUGCUCAGGCCUGUCAGAGCGCUGGAGUCACCAUCAGCUGGAGGAACAACAGCUUCUGUCCCCUGCCCUGCCCUCCUAACAGCCACUACUCAGACUGCACCGCCCCCUGCCCCCCCUGCGCUGACCUCUUCCCCAUCUUCUGCCAUCUCCCUCCAACCACCUGUGUGGAGGGCUGCCAGUGUGAUGCAGGCUACGUUCUCAGUGACAACAAGUGUGUUCCUCUGGACAAAUGUGGCUGUCUGGACACAGAUAAAGUGUACCAUAAUGUAGGAGACUCGUGGCUGACUGACAAAUGUGCUAGCUCAUGUAAAUGUAACCUUGGUGGCCAAAUCACAUGUAAGGACCACAGCUGUGAUUCCAACUCACUGUGCACCCUGGACAAAUAUGGAGACCUCUACUGCAAACCCACCAAGUUUGACAAGUGCAGCAUCUCUGGAGAUCCUCACCACCGAACAUUUGAUGGUUUCACCCAUCACUUCCAGGGUCCCUACACCUACGUCCUUACUCAGGACCACAACCUGCAGAACUCCUUGUCACCACUAGUGGUGAGGGGGAAGAAUAUCAGACGUGGGGGGAACAGGAGGGUGUCAUUCCUGGAUCAAAUGUACAUCGACGUUUACGGUGUCAAUGUUCGCUUCUUGCAGAAGAAGAUCAUCCUGGUGAAUGGAGAGCGUGUUGCACCUCCUCUCAGUCCAGUUAGUGGUUUGACCAUCACGAUGAACUCCAGGCAGGUUCAGCUCACCACUGACUUUGGACUCACUGUACGCUUUGAUGGCAACAGUCGCGGAGAGAUUAUACUGCCCAGCACCUACAAGAACUCUGUCAGAGGGCUGUGUGGAAACUAUGACGGCAUCACCAGAAAUGAGUACAUGAUGCCUGACGGGACUGUAGUCAGGGACCUGAACAAGUUCGGAGAAAGCUGGAGGGUCAAUGACCGACAGGCUGAUGGACUGAAGAUCUCUGACCUUCCUCACACAGUCCACACACACAGGAGAGAGGUGGAGACUGAUCCAGAUUCAGGAUUUGAGACAUCAGAAUGCUCUCAGCUUCAGCUCAAUGAUUACAACAGUGUGACUCAGUGUGGAGCGCUGUCUAACUCCAAGGGAUUGUUUGCUGCCUGCCAUGCGACCCUGCCACCUAAAACCUACCAGGAUGACUGUGUGUUUGACCUGUGUGCUAUACCGGGCAAUUUAGCGCUGCGUUGUGCCAGUUAUGAAGCGUAUGCUGCAGCCUGUCAGGAGGCUGGCAUUAAACUGGGAUCCUGGAGGCAGCAGCUGGACUGUGUCCUCUCCUGUGAUGCCAACAGCACCUAUUCCUCAUGUAUGUCACCCUGCCCCGCCUCCUGCGCUGACCUGGCAGCACCCUCCGAGUGUGACACCACUUUCUGUGUGGAAGGGUGCCAGUGUGCCCUUGGCUCGGUCAUGAGUGAGGGAAUCUGUGUACCAUACAGAGAGUGUGGCUGCACCUUCCUCAACAGAUAUUACCCUCUGAAGGAGAAGUUUGUUACUGAUGACUGUUCUCAGUCCUGUGAAUGCACCAGCACUGGCGUUGUGUGCCAACCCAAGAUCUGCCAGGAGGGUUACAUCUGUACCGUCUACAAUUUUAAGCGGGACUGUUUUAGAGCAGCGAAUCCGUGUCUCAGUUACCCCUGUCUGAAUGGAGGAACAUGUAAGGUGGACAGCAACGACAUGUACACCUGUCAGUGUGCAGAGGGCUUUGAGGGCACAAACUGUGAUGUGGAGAUAACACAGAAAGGAGGAUUGGAAACCAAGUGGAUUAUCCUGAUCUCGGUCCUGGUGUCAGUCGCUGUCAUCUUCAUCAUAAUCACCAUCGUGUGUGUUUGCAGACACAAAGUAAAGAAAUUUAAGUUUGAGGAGAAGAAAAUCAGCAUGAAAUCAACAAGUGUUCCAUAUACAAACAUAGAUGACCAAAGAGAUAAAGUGUCUACUAUGUGAUGAGAAACUGUUUAACCUGUGUAGUGUUUACCUGAAUGUAAUAAAGUCCGGCUGUAUGAGGUGAACAUGCACAAUCUGUUCUGAAGCUUAUUCAGCAGGGAUCCAAAGAAAACUAGAACAUAAAUAAAACCAAGAAAUGAA